GCGAUCACUACUGGGGGCUCAACGCUAAGUACUAUUUGGGUGGUAUAAAUCAAAGGGUAAAGCUGCUACCUUUCGUCCUCAAACCUGGAGGUUUUAAAGUGUGAAGAGGUGCUCGCUAUUUAGUUUCGAUGCCGAGCAGUUGAAUACAAAUAUUAUUAACGCCGUCUUGUUAGCCUUUGGUGUGGCUAUGUAAAACUAGCCUGUUAGGUUUACGGCGUUUCAGCAGGUGCUGCUCUGAUAGCUUAGCUUUACAUUGGAUUCUAUUAGCUUGUUAGACAGCUACAGCAGCUAAAAUUAACCAAGCUGGCAUCCAGAGCGAAUACGGCUCCGUUUGGUCUGGCUAGUGUCUAAUAGGGAUGUUACCUAUGUUACUUAUCGUAGUGUGACUCAACUGCGACUGGAUGUUUAGCGAUAGAAAUAGCAGCAGCACCAGCUAGCAGCUUGUUAGCGUGUCAAUAACAAUAAUGGGCUAUAAGAAGUGUUUGAAAACGGCAAGGAGACUUUAUUUUUGGAGUAUUCUCUUCAUAGUGUUCACCAAAGGAGUAACAGCUGAUGAGGAGCAACACCGAGACGAAGCACCAGAGUUAAAGUCCUAUCAUGAUCCAGACUCUGAAGAUGAAGAUGUCCGAUUAUCAGCAGAAAUUGUGGCAGGUGCUUCUGUGACCUCUGGUCGCGCUCAGCCCGAAGAGGAAGUGCAGGCACCUGUGGAAGGUCUAGAAGGAGAAGAGAAGGAGGACCUACCUGACCGGCCUCCUCCUGUUGAGGAAAAACCUAAAGAGGUUCCUGUGGUAAAUGGAGGUACAGCACACGGGGAGCCCUGCAUAUUCCCCUUCGUCUUCCAAGGGACAGAGUACAUCGAGUGUACCACUGACGGACGGGGGGAUGGACGGUUGUGGUGCGCCACGACCUACGACUAUGACCAGGAUAAGAAGUGGGGUUUCUGUGAGACGGAGGAGCAGGCGCAGCAGCGGCUGCAGGCUGAGGAAGCAGAGAAGCAGUAUCAGACUGUCUUGCGCAUGCUCAACUCCACCACCAGGAAGACUCAGAAAAAAGAAUUAUAUGAAAAGCUGCUGAAAGUGGCAGAGAGAGGCCACCAGAAAGCCAUGGAGAAGGUGGCAUAUGCCAUGCUAUUUGGAGAUUACAUGAACCAAAAUAUUACCAAGGCCAGAGAAAUGUUUGAGAAGCUUGCCGUGGAGGGCUCACCUAAGGCCCAGAUGGCUCUUGGAUUUCUGUAUGCAGCAGGUCUUGGAGUUAACUCAAGUCAAGCUAAGGCCUUGGUUUACUACACCUUCGGUGCACUGGGUGGAAACCUGGUAGCUCAUAUGAUUCUAGGCUACAGAUACUGGGGAGGAGUGGGUGUUCCCCAAAGCUGUGAGUCAGCAUUAACGCACUACAGGCUUGUCGCGAAUCAGGUGGCCAGCGACGUUUCCCUGACGGGGGGCUCGGCAGUGCAGAGGGUCAGGCUGCUCGAUGAGGUGGAGAACCCGGGCUCUACCAGUGGGAUGUUGGAGGAGGACCUCAUCCAGUACUACCAGUUUCUAGCUGAGAAAGGAGACGUCCAAGCUCAGGUGGGGCUGGGUCAGCUUCACUUGCAUGGAGGACGUGGAGUAGAACAGAAUCACCAGAGGGCGUAUGACUACUUCACACAGGCUGCAAAUGCAGGGAACACACAUGCUAUGGCUUUCCUUGGAAAGAUGUAUUCAGAAGGCAGUGAGUUUCUCCCUCAGAAUAAUGAGACAGCCCUGCAAUACUUUAAGAAGGCUUCUGACCUGGGUAAUCCAGUGGGACAAAGUGGUUUGGGUAUGGCCUAUCUUUAUGGUAGAGGUGUCCCAGUGAACUACGAGCUGGCCCUCAAAUACUUCCAGAAAGCAGCAGAACAGGGCUGGGUGGAUGGGCAACUCCAGCUGGGCACCAUGUAUUACAAUGGCAUUGGUGUGAAGCGAGAUUACAAGCAGGCUCUUAAGUUCUUCAACCUGGCCUCACAGGCUGGUCACAUCCUGGCCUUCUACAACUUGGCCCAGAUGCAUGCUACUGGUACCGGUGUGAUGCGCUCCUGCCACACUGCUGUAGAGCUUUUCAAGAAUGUGUGCGAGCGUGGUCGCUGGUCAGAACGCCUGAUGAUGGCCUACGGUAGCUUUAAGGAGGGUGACACGGAUGCUGCGCUCGUUCAGUAUCUGCUGCUGGCUGAACAGGGCUACGAGGUGGCUCAGAGCAAUGUGGCCUUCAUUCUGGAUCAGAAAGGAGUAAAGAUCUUCAGUGAGAAUGAGACCUACCCUCGUGCAUUGCUCCACUGGACAAGAGCUGCAGCACAAGGUUAUACCGUGGCAAGGAUCAAACUGGGAGACUAUCACUUCUAUGGCUAUGGAACAGAUGUGGACUACGAGACAGCUGUUAUUCACUACAGACUGGCAUCGGAGCAGCAGCACAGCGCCCAGGCCAUGUUUAACUUGGGUUACAUGCAUGAGAAAGGCCUGGGUAUCAAACAGGACAUCCAUUUAGCCAAGCGGUUCUACGACAUGGCCGCAGAAGCCAGCCCUGAUGCCCAGGUUCCAGUUUUCCUGGCACUGUGCAAACUGGGCCUGAUUUAUGCUCUGCAGUACCUGCAGGAUCUUAAUCUAAAGGAGGUGAUUUCUCAGGUGGAUCUGGACCAGCUUCUGGGCCCGGAGUGGGACCUCUACCUCAUGACAGUCAUCGCCCUACUGCUAGGCACAGUCAUUGCCUACCGACAGCGCCAACACCAAAUCAUAGUGCCGCCUCGCCCACCUGCCCCUGCCCCAGCUCCCCCUCCCAGACCACCUCAGGAACAGCCACAGGCCCAGGCCGAGCCCCAGGCUCAGGAAGACACACCAGCUGCAGGCCCGGCCCAGGGAGAAGAGGAUCAGCACUGAGAGGGAGCUAGAUGGAGUGAGGGUGGUCAAAGACAAUAGGCUCACUAGCCCCCUGCAUGGAACACCAGUAGCUGAAUACCUGCUACUUAGUGCUACUGAGCACCUCUCCCACUCUGUUCCCUCCACGUGUUUUUUUUUUUUCCCUCUCCUUUUUUUUAGGCUUGAUGAUGGCUGCUUGAACUGUUCAGUCUUCUUCAUUUAAAAUAUGCUGGUCUUGUGCUGAAACCGACACAUCGGGGGUGUUAAUGGACAACACUGCAGUAGAGCGUGUCGAGAGGCUGUUGCAGGCUUUGGACUUGUUACUUUGAGACUCAGGAUACUGCCAGAAGCCCUCGCGUCCUCAACAUGGGAAUAGUCUUGUGGUUGCCAGAUCAAAAGCAUUACGAACUUGACUGAUUAGCACGGUGGAAUCAAAUAUGUGCUUGGGUUUCUUCUCACUCGCCCCUUUUGAGAAAAUUACCCUCAUUAGACAGCUUCAUUCCCAGUUUUGUUCAGUAUUUAAAGGAAGACAUCAGGAUGGAAAAUGUGAAGUAAAAUCACUUGAUUUCUAGCUCUGGUCUACUUACUAAAGUCUGAUUCUGCAUGUCUUCUCUGAUCUCUUUGCAGACUUUGAGUUUAGGCACUUUUUGUUGAGCUAACUGAUGAGUGAACAAAUUUUGCAUUCCUCUUUGCUUUGCACUCAUUAGAUAUUUUGGGUAAAAUGUUGUCUGAUCAACAACGGCGUUAAAUAUACUAAAGCCAUGUUAUGUCAUUUGUUGGGAAGUACUCACUGAUAGAAGUAAUUUAAUUCAAAGUAGGUGAUGUUUGUUACGCGUCAUGAUGAAGUCACUGAUGCAGACACAGUUUAAAAUGUAUACAGAAACAUCAGAUUUAAAAGAACAAGUGAGAAAUUUUGGAAGCUGUACACAUUCAUGUGUACAUUUUUCCAACACCAGACUUUGAUUUUAUUUUAGUUGCUGGUUUUGAAAGGCAGCUAAGUAGUUUCUUCUUUUUAUGCCAACUGUUAUCUGAGGCAGAAAUUGGAGCAGCCUUAAAGAUAGCACUGGUUUAAACUUCGCAUUGUUUCUACAGUAGAGAAACUGGAUCACAUUUUUUUUUUUUUUUUUUUCCUUUGUUUUGUUCUGAAACUUCAGCUGUCGUGACAAUUUCCACCCCCUCACCAAACGUCCGAUUUGGAAAUCUGCCUGCAGUUCUGAGCUCAGAUGGACAUAAAUCUCAGGCUGCAAUGGAAAGUAAAACAAAGCCACAUUUAGACCUUACAGCAUUUCUCCAACCAGGGUCUGACACUAUGACACGAUAUGUACUUGUAAAAGUUAGUAUUUAACUGUCAGUAGAGCUGCAUGAUUGAACCCCAAAAGGACAGUGAAGUGUUGUUUGCAGGAUGAGAUGGAAAUGAUUCCAAACUGUUUCCUGAUUUCACGCAUUGGCACCCACACAACUCACAAUUGGACUAAAAUAAAAACACUGGGCAAAGUUA
Archocentrus centrarchus (flier cichlid) is the source of this 4365-nucleotide messenger RNA. RefSeq names its product SEL1L adaptor subunit of SYVN1 ubiquitin ligase (gene sel1l). The coding region runs from base 465 to 2888 and encodes 807 amino acids. Gene Ontology annotation, biological process: ERAD pathway. Lineage: Eukaryota; Metazoa; Chordata; Actinopteri; Cichliformes; Cichlidae. Gene Ontology annotation, cellular component: endoplasmic reticulum membrane. Gene Ontology annotation, molecular function: protein binding. The record is from RefSeq and is a predicted model, not a curated record. The transcript is spliced from 21 exons.